CGUCAAGACGCACUCUCAAAUGGCGUCCGGUGUUUGUAGACCCAUGGUGCUGGUUUGGCUGCUCCUGGCAACGAGAAGCCUCGCUCAGUUGCAGUAUUCCUACACUGAUCAUGCUACCGCCCUUCGGAAACACUUGACGAUUGGCUAUGAUCCAAUGGUGCCACCCAGGAGUCAGAGACGGGUGAACUACAGUGCGGCUGGAACCGAUGUGGGAAUGUCGAUUCGAUUCUUCAAGGUCCAGGGGGUGAGUGCUUCCACUGGGCAAAUGCGGCUGAAAGUGUGGGUGCGAUUGAGAUGGACCGAUGAUCGAUUACGCUGGAACCCUGAAGACUAUGGCAAUAUAUCGGAAACAAAUUUCUAUGGCGGCGACAUCACUGACAGGGAAAACACUGAGAUUUGGGUCCCGGACAUUCAGCCGUACAAUUCCAACGUCGGGAUCCAAGUCAGCCUGGACAGGACCGCUCCGACGGUCUACUCCACUGGCGUCGUUUUCUGGUCACGGCCGGGGCUGAUUGAUAUCCUGUGCAAGUUUUCGGGAUUAGUUGCCUUUCCCUUCGACAACCUGAAGUGCGCCAUGGAAUGGGGCGGUUGGUCCUUUUCCAGCGUGACUCAGGGGAUUUAUCUUGAGGGGGAUGGCUAUGUUUUUCUUUCCAGCGAAGACACCGCUGGCGCUUCCUAUCAAGAGUAUUCCAUCAAGAAAGUCGAAGUGGACCUGAAGACCACCUUUUAUGAAGCCGCUGGAACGGAUGCCUGGACUGUUGUGAAGUACACUGUGGAGUUGAAUCGUGCCGCCUUCUACUACGGCACCCUCAUCCUUUUCCCCACCAUCCUCGUCACGGUGCUCUCCUUCGGGGUCUUCUUUAUGUCACAUGAGGUGGGCGAACGUCUCUCCUUUGGCAUUACCUUGUUGCUGGUCGUGGAGGUGAUGCGGUCGACCGUCUCCACCUUUGUGCCCAUUUGUGGUGAACUCCUGUGGAUUGACCUGUUCAUGCUGGUGAACUCUGUCUUUUGCUGCCUGAGCUUGCUGGAAACGAUGACCGUGCUCUUCUUUGCGUUUCAUACGGAUGAACACUUGCUCCCGACUUGGCUCGCUUGGCUGGCGCCCUGGAUCUUCUGGCGAGGAGGGCGGCGAACUGGACCGGUGGAAUCGCAAGCAGGUAGCAUCUUUCGACGGUUCAGCAAGGGGAUUCUGAAGGAACCCAAGACGCCCAUGAGCAAGAUUGAAGAGAACUUGAAGGAAGGGAAACUCACGGAGAGCGAUACGGCGAAGCUUAUUUUCUUCGAGAACCUCUUUUACAUGUUGGACUCUGACUCGAAUGGCUUGAUCACUGUUGAGGAUGCUUGUUGCAUGUUGAGCUUUGUCAACCUGAGCAUGUCCCGGCAAGCCUUGAAGGGCUUCCUGGAAGAGAACUGGCCAGAGCACAAGCGCUUCAAUUGCAGUGACUUUGUGGAGAUUUGCGUUGAGCUCAUGUGGGUGAUGCCUUUCCACGAGAUCAAGAUGGGCGCCGAGAACUACAUGAGUAGCUACAACCGAUUUACGAAGCUUUGUGCCAACUACUGGCUGAGCUGGUCCAAGACCGUGGAUCGCUGGUCCCGGUUCUGGCUUCCGAUGUUCUACUUUUGCGCUCUGGGCAUUCUCUUCAAUCUCGAACUCACCGAUGACUAUUUGGGGGGCGCCGGCUCCAACGAGAUGUUCCAAGGCUUUGGCAAUGGAUACAUGUCCGUGGCAGGGGUCUUCCGUGCUUUGGUCAUGCCCAUUUUUGCGGGCAUUUCCGUUGCCGCGUGGUUCUACAUGCGGAGGCAGGCAAAGCAGAAGAGAGCUGCUUUGGGAAUGAGAGAGAGUCAGGUGACACCAAUGCCACCACAGGAAGAAGAGGAAGAGCCGGAGGAAAUGAUGAAACCCAUCGUCCCACGUUGGUCGAUCAAGCCCGGAACAGCCGGGAUGCCUGGGAUGCUUCCCAUGAUGCCGCCUGCCACCGACUAAGUCGGAGGAGACUCCAAAGCGUGCGACCGGAGCGAGGUGAAGCGCGUGUGACCGACCUGGCUCGUUGUGGGAUUCUUGGAUUCACCAAGCUUGGAACAAGCGCCUCAUCGGUUUGAGAAAG
Durusdinium trenchii is the source of this 2105-nucleotide messenger RNA. Lineage: Eukaryota; Dinophyceae; Suessiales; Symbiodiniaceae. The record is from the annotation of a GenBank genome assembly.